CAAUUUGCUGUACUCUGGAUACUCUUUACCAUUAUUGUGCUUGGUAAUUCGGCAGUUUUGUUCGUGAUGUUCAUCAACAAGAAUCGCAAAUCGCGCAUGAACUACUUCAUCAAGCAGCUGGCGCUGGCAGAUCUGUGCGUUGGGCUGCUCAAUGUGUUGACAGAUAUUAUAUGGCGCAUCACAAUCUCGUGGCGGGCCGGAAACAUGGCCUGUAAGGUCAUCCGCUUCUCGCAGGUGUGCGUCACAUACUCCUCCACCUAUGUGCUCGUGGCCAUGAGCAUUGACAGAUACGAUGCAAUAACACAUCCCAUGAACUUCUCAAAGUCGUGGAAACGCGCGCGUCACUUGGUAGCAGGGGCUUGGGUCCUCUCCGCCCUCUUUUCCCUACCCAUACUGGUGCUUUAUGAGGAGAAGCUGAUACAGGGCCAUCCGCAGUGUUGGAUUGAGCUGGGCUCGCCAAUGGCCUGGCAGAUUUAUAUGUGUCUUGUCUCGGCCACACUGUUUGCGGUGCCCGCCUUGAUAAUAUCCGCCUGCUAUGCAAUUAUUGUGAAGACCAUAUGGGCCAAAGGCUCUAUAUUCGUGCCGACAGAACGUGCAGGCUUCGGUGCAGCAGCAACACGACGCGCCAGCUCCCGAGGCAUCAUACCACGCGCCAAGGUCAAGACCGUGAAGAUGACGCUGACGAUUGUGUUCGUAUUUAUCAUAUGCUGGUCGCCAUACAUUAUAUUCGAUCUUCUGCAAGUCUUUGGGCACAUACCGCACUCGCAGACCAACAUUGCCAUAGCCACAUUCAUACAGAGCCUCGCACCACUCAAUUCGGCAGCAAAUCCACUUAUUUACUGCCUGUUUUCCUCACAGGUAUUUCGCACGCUCAGUCGCUUCCCGCCCUUCAAGUGGUUCACUUGCUGCUGCAAAUCGUAUCGCAACAACUCGCAGCAGACCCGUUGCCACACUGUGGGUCGACGUCUGCACAACAGUUGUGAUUCCAUGCGCACCCUGACCACAUCGCUUACGGUUUCCAGACGCUCCACCAACAAGACAAACGCCAGGGUCAUCAUCUGCGAGCGGCCCAACAAGGUAAUCACCGUGCCGGCCAUGUCCGAGGUAUGAUAGCUGGCGCACUCGACUCGCAAGCGUUCAACGUUUGCGAUCCGGGGGCCGACGUCCUUCAGCGAUGCGGAGUUUCUAUAAGUGAAUAGCUGCUCCCCCUUAGCAGGCUAUACGAGGCUUAGACAAUAAGUGCGAAAGUUGUGUAUGCAUAGCGCAAACCCAAA
Drosophila hydei is the source of this 1274-nucleotide messenger RNA. RefSeq names its product cardioacceleratory peptide receptor. The transcript has 5 exons. Gene Ontology annotation, biological process: G protein-coupled receptor signaling pathway. The record is from RefSeq and is a predicted model, not a curated record. Lineage: Eukaryota; Metazoa; Arthropoda; Insecta; Diptera; Drosophilidae. Gene Ontology annotation, molecular function: vasopressin receptor activity. Gene Ontology annotation, cellular component: membrane. The coding region runs from base 67 to 1110 and encodes 347 amino acids.